AUGACAGUUUCGCAGAAUGAAAUGCGGGUGAAUGGACGAAAAAGGAUUGUUAUUGUAGGCCUGGGGAUGGUGGCCAUUUCACUCAUUGAGAAAAUAAUGAAGCAUGAUACUGAGAAACAGCAAUACGAAAUUGUAGUGAUCGGCGAAGAGCCGCACCUUGCAUACAAUCGUGUUGGGUUAUCGACAUUUUUUGAGCACCGAAAAGUCGAAGACUUAUAUCUAAACCCCCAGGAAUGGUACUCCUCGUUCCAAAACGGCUCAUUACGAUACCAUCUCGACACCCGGAUCACCGAAAUAGACCCAGUCAAGAAGCAGGUGCUGACAUCGACCAACCACUGGGUUUCCUACGAUUUGCUCGUUCUGGCAACGGGCUCGGAUGCAGUCCUACCAGAGCAUACACCUGGCUACAAUGCCAAGGGCGUUUUCGUGUACAGGACAAUCUCUGACUUGGAGCGGUUGAUUGACUUUGCAUCUCAACACAAGGGCGCAACAGGCGUUACGGUUGGUGGUGGUCUCCUAGGCCUGGAAGCAGCCAAGGCGAUGACCGAUCUACAAGACUUUGGUAGUGUCAAACUUAUAGACCGGAACAAAUAUGUUCUUGCGCGACAGCUAGACGCCGAUGCAGGGACUUUGGUCACCGAAAAGAUUCGCGAGCUUGGAUUAGAGGUCUUGCAUCAGAAGAGAGUCGCUCGGAUUGAAACAGACGACGGCAACAAUGUUACUGGUAUUACGUUUGAAGAUGGAGAGAAAUUGGAUUGCUCUUGUAUCUGCUUUGCGAUUGGAGUAAGACCACGUGACGAGCUCGCAGUCAAAGCCAGAAUUGAAUGCGCUCCACGCGGAGGUUUUGUCAUUAACGAAUACCUUCAAACAUCAGUCUCAGACAUCUAUGCCGUCGGAGAAUGCGCCAAUUGGGAAAAUCAAACCUUUGGGAUUAUCGCUCCGGGUAUCGAGAUGGCCGACGUUCUAGCAUUUAACCUUACGCACCCGGAGAAUGAGUUCAAACACUUUAACCGUCCCGAUUUGAGCACCAAGCUCAAGCUUCUCGGCGUAGACGUCGCUAGUUUUGGUGACUUUUUUGCAGACAGAGAUGGCCCGAAGUUUUUGCCCGGCCGUCGAGCUUCAACUCAAAAGGUCAUGGCAUUCGAAGCCUUAGGGAAACCUACGAAUGAUACACGCAAAGUUAAAGCGUUGACAUAUAAGGACCCAUUUGGAGCCGUUUAUAAGAAAUAUCUGUUUACUUUGGAUGGAAAGUUCCUACUGGGCGGAAUGAUGAUUGGAGACACGAAAGACUAUGCCAAGCUAAACCAGAUGGUAAAGAGUCAAAAAGAAUUAGAUGUUCCGCCCAGUCAAUUUAUUUUGGGUGCACAGAGCGACGGGGAGGAGAAUGCCGAUGAUCUUGAUGAUGAUACUCAAAUUUGUUCGUGUCAUAAUGUCACCAAAGCCGACCUAGUCGACAAUAUCAAAAAUGGCACUUGCUCAACUAUCGCAAAGGUUAAGUCUUGCACGAAGGCGGGAACUGGCUGCGGUGGAUGUAUGCCGUUGGUGCAAUCCAUCUUCAACAAGACCAUGCUCGAUAUGGGCCAAGAAGUUUCCAACCAUCUAUGUGCUCACAUUCCAUAUUCCCGAGCAGAUCUGUAUAACGUGAUCGCAAUUAGACAACUCCAGUCCUUUGACGACGUUAUGCAAGCCUGCGGCAAGAACCCCGAUUCUCUUGGCUGUGAAAUCUGCAAGCCUGCAAUCGCUUCUAUUCUUUCGAGUCUCUUCAACCCCCAUCUCAUGGAUAAGCCUGUUCACGAGCUCCAAGACACGAACGACAGGUUCCUUGCAAAUAUUCAACGCAACGGAACCUUUUCCGUCGUUCCCCGUGUUGCUGGUGGUGAGAUCACCCCCGAUAAACUCAUCGCAAUCGGACAAGUAGCAAAGAAAUACAAUCUGUAUUGCAAGAUCACGGGAGGUCAGCGAAUUGAUAUGUUCGGUGCUAAAAAGCAAGACCUUCUUGCCAUCUGGACUGAACUAGUGGAGGCGGGAAUGGAAAGCGGCCAUGCAUAUGCCAAAUCACUCCGGACAGUCAAGAGCUGUGUUGGAACUACUUGGUGCAGAUUCGGUGUUGGUGACAGCGUCGGUAUGGCUAUUCGUUUAGAAGAGCGAUACAAAAGCAUCCGAGCUCCCCAUAAAUUCAAAGGCGGUGUGUCUGGUUGUGUUAGAGAAUGUGCUGAGGCGCAAAGCAAAGAUUUCGGUCUAAUCGCGACAGAUAAAGGGUUUAACAUUUUUGUCGGCGGCAAUGGAGGUGCCAAACCGCGACACGCGGAACUUCUAGCAAAGGAUGUUCCACCAGAAGAGGUUAUCCCUAUUCUAGAUCGAUUCUGUAUUUUCUACAUCCGCACCGCCGACAGAUUGCAACGUACAGCACGUUGGAUUGAGAACCUACCUGGCGGACUCAAGUAUCUGCAAGAAGUUAUUCUUGACGACAAGCUAGGAAUUUGUUCAGAAAUGGAGCGCCAGAUGCAAAGACUCGUCGAUAGCUACUUUUGUGAAUGGAAGGAAACGAUUCAAAACCCAGAAAGGAGGAAAUACUUUGAGCAAUUCAGCAAUACCUCGGAAACAGUUGAGACUGUCGAAGUCAUCAAAGAACGUGACCAGAUCCGGCCGACGUAUUGGCCCGACAGUUCAGCAACUGAGGAUUUCAAGGGCCAUCCAUGGUCAGCAACGACCUGGCAGCCAAUUAUCAAAGCCAGUCAUUUCUCUGAUGGGAAGCCGCAAAUCUCGUCCGCAAACAUCAAACGUGGUGAUACACAGCUAAGCCUUUUCAAGAUCAAAGGCAAGUAUUAUGCCACCCAACAAAUGUGUCCACACAAACGUGCAUUUGUGCUUUCGGAUGGCUUAAUUGGCGACGACGACGCGGGCAAGUAUUGGGUUUCUUGCCCUUAUCACAAACGCAACUUUGAGCUCAACGGCGAGCAAGCUGGCCGAUGUUCCAAUGAUGAAGCAAUGAACAUUGCAACAUUCCCUGCGGAGGAGCGCGAGGAUGGCUGGGUUUAUUUGAAACUCCCUCCAAUUGACGAACUAGACUCUAUUCUCGGCACUGAGAAAUGGAAGAUCAAGAAGAGCGAGUCGGUUGAUCCGUUUGAUCAGGUAGACAAAAUCUACAAGGGUGGAAGGGCGCGGAAGAUACAGAAUCUCAAGAACCGGCUUGAACACGUCCCUGUGGGUGCGAACGGUAUCGAUUGGUGA
This is a messenger RNA of Talaromyces proteolyticus, 3231 nucleotides long. Its product is annotated as nitrite reductase NiiA. Lineage: Eukaryota; Fungi; Ascomycota; Eurotiomycetes; Eurotiales; Trichocomaceae. The coding region runs from base 1 to 3231 and encodes 1076 amino acids. Gene Ontology annotation, molecular function: nitrite reductase [NAD(P)H] activity; 2 iron, 2 sulfur cluster binding; flavin adenine dinucleotide binding. The transcript has 8 exons. The record is from RefSeq and is a predicted model, not a curated record.